This is a messenger RNA of Styela clava, 521 nucleotides long. Lineage: Eukaryota; Metazoa; Chordata; Ascidiacea; Stolidobranchia; Styelidae. The record is from RefSeq and is a predicted model, not a curated record.
CGCCCUUGCAAGGAGUUUGUCCUCGUCAAUUUUUUGAUUGAAAAAGGUUCUUGAUGGCAGAAGAGCAGGCUAACGUGUUUGCGACCAUUACGGAAAACCGUGCUGGUAUUGUUAUCACAUUCACAAACUCCGUCCAACGUGACUUGAGACUGGAAUGCAAUGUUGACGGAAGGUUACUACCGGAUCACGGGUUUCAUAUUGAACCUGACGAUACAAUUCGUUUGGAAUUCAGGACACUGGAAGGCAAUAUGCAAACUCAAUACGUAUAUCGGAAUGUCGCCAUUGCAGGUCAGCAGAUAUUGCGACAUUCUCCAUUUUUGAUCCCAGUUCCCGUAAGGGGAAGAUACGAUUACCAUUUAAUGAGAUUUAGUAUUCUUAUUAACGGCGUGGAAAUCAACGACUGCCCUUUCCAGCUGCGGCCACUUGGAGAACAAAACAGAAUACAAGGCGGCGAUCGCAAUUUCUCUAUUGGAAGUAAGUGUUUAUUUUGUAAAAUAUCACUUCUCCUAAAUUUACAAUAA